Molecule: messenger RNA, 1823 nt
Organism: Lepidothrix coronata (blue-crowned manakin)
Lineage: Eukaryota; Metazoa; Chordata; Aves; Passeriformes; Pipridae
Gene: TMCO6
Product: transmembrane and coiled-coil domains 6
Exons: 12
Coding region: 1-1509 (502 amino acids)
Biological process (GO): protein import into nucleus
Molecular function (GO): nuclear import signal receptor activity; protein binding
Source: RefSeq, a predicted model, not a curated record
AUGUGGGGCCGGCGGCGGGGCCGGCGCGGGGCCGGGCGCGGUGCGGAGGAGCUGCGGGCCCUGCGGCGGGAGCGAGAGGCAGCUCUCAGGAAAGCCCGGCGGGAGGAGCAGUUGGUCAGCAAGCGGCUUUUGCGGGAGGACAGCGCGGCAGAGGAGGGGGGACAGGAUGGAGCAGACGCCGUGCCGGACCCGCUCUCCGAGGAUGAGGUCCUGGAGCUGCUCAGAGCUGUGCAGAGGGGCUCGGAGGACAGGAAGGGAUCUCUCAGCCGCCUCCGCCGGGCUCUGCAGAACGAGGACACUCAGCAGAAGUUUGUCAGGCUGGACGGCAGCAUGCGGACGCUGACGGGGCUGUUCACCAGCAGCCUGGCCGACAUGCAGCUGGAGGCAGCCCGUUGUCUGCACGAGCUGUCCCACUCCAGUGACCCCACCGUGGCUGAGGCCUGUCUGCCCGUGACCUCCUACCUCCUCACGUACCUGUCGGGGCACAGCGUGGAGUUCACGGAGCUGUGUUUGUACACACUGGGGAACCUCGUAGUAGAAAGUGAAGCUGUGAGGAAGCAACUUCUGCCUCAGGGCGUCAUUCCAGUGCUGGCAUCCUGCAUCCAGUCCCCACACGAGGCCGUGCUGGAAGGUGUGGGUUAUGUCCUCUCACAGCUCCUCCAAGCCAAGGAAUCACCCGUGGAGAUCAUCCCGCAGGUCCUGGACUCCGUCCUCCCCCAGCACAUGCUUCGCCUCGUGUGCUUCAGCCUCAAGGCUGGGCUGGGAGCAGCCGUGGAGUUUGCCUGGUGUCUCCACUAUAUCGUUUGUAGGCACAAAUCCAACACCGUGCUGCUGGGGCUGGGGGCUGUGCCCACCCUCACCUCGCUCCUGCUCCACCUGGCUUCCGAAAUCCCCCAGGAUGCUCCCGAGGGCCUGGAGCUGCUCGUGUGCCCCGUGCUGCGGUGUCUCAGCAACCUGCUGGCAGAGACGGGCUGCCAGGUGCGGGAUGAGCGCCUGCUCAUCGCCCUGUUCCUCCUCCUGCAAUGCUUCCUCCAGCAGCACCCAUUCCUGGUCCAGGAGUGCCUGUGGCUGCUGAACAACCUCACGGCGGACAGUCCCUUCCUCUGCUCCGCUCUGCUCUCCCUGGACCUGCUCCCGGCCCUGCUGCAGCUCCUGCAGUGCUCCCAGAUGGCCAGUGUGUUGGUGCUGACCGUGCUGUGCAAUAUCGCGGAGAAGGGACCGUUCCAGUGCCAGCGGCUGCUCCAACAGCCCAUCCUGCCCCUGCUGCUGCCCAUCCUCGCCCUGCCCGACCCAGAGGCCCUGGGGCAGUGCCUGGAGCUGCUGCACCUCCUCUUCCUGCACUGCCCACAGGCUGCUGCUGAUUUCACCAGGCAAGGCGGGCACCAGGCCCUGGAGCAGCACCAGAACACCCCAGAGCUGCAGGAGCGGGCACAGGCUCUGCUGGACAUGGUCAGGCAGCCCCUGGGAGCCCCCAGUCCCUGCCACCCCACACUGCCUGCCUUCUCCUAGGCCUUGCCACCUCCCUGCCCUCCCCCACGCUCCAAGGGGGAAUGAACUGUCUGUCCACCCCAUGCCCAGCUUCCCGAGGGCUGCUCAGGGCUCUGGCUGCAGGGGAGUGCUGGUCCUUGUCACCACCCGAGCCACCAGCCCAGUGCCCCCCCAGAGCCUGGAGAGGAGCAGAGCUGAGCUGCUGCUGGUGCCAGGGAGGGAAUGAAGGGCUGGAUCAGCCAUUCCUUUGGGCUUCCAUCCACCACGUUAAGCUCAGGGUAAGCACGUUGUGUUUAUGGAUUGAUAAGUUAAAGAUACAUGUCUGACAUUAAAGA